CGGAGUCCGAGGAAAUAUGACCGAUAUCCUUUUCGAAUUGUUCAUCGAUGUUCACCAUGUCACGUCCACAACCGACAUCAUGAACGUCGAUACCAGAUUGGAAUGCGACUCUUUUUUUGGCCGGAGGACUUUGUAGAGCUGUAUCCUAAACAGAUCGAAAAAUCUUCAGUUACUAAAGUGACUCCCUUCGGAUGCCCAUGCUAGGUUAUGGUCAACAAUGUAUUACCUGCAACUCUGGAAGUUUUUUCACCAAAAAAUCAAUAUUUUUGGCCGUCGCACUUCGAAGCACUCGUUUUUUAGCUGCGGUAGUCCGUUUUCUUCCCAUUUUUAGUGCUCCGUAGUCUCGUCCGUAAUAUAUUUUCACAAUGAAAUAAACCAGUAACGUUCGUACUCGCGCCGCGAUCUUGAUUUCUAGAUUUUUUGUAAAAGUUGCUUAGUGGUGCUCAAUUUUUUUUCUGGUGUUAAAAAAUGUGCAGUUUACUUGUAAUAAAAUAUACUCGAUUAAUUUGGAGUUCAUAGUAAACAAGCGAAAAUAUGAAACAAUAUGUUGCUAUUAUUUUGUUUUCCAACAAUAAUUAAAAUAUAUCUAUAAACACGUAAGAUACCGCGUAUAACAUAAACUGUAAAUUGCGCAAGAUCGAGUAUUGCUGAAUGAGCGACAUCCCCAGAUAAAGUGAAUGGGACUACGUUUUCAAUAGGAAGUCUUCUCGAUUUUUUUUUUUUUUUUGUGAAGUUUUUCACGUUACAUUAAUAAUGAUAUCUUAUCAGUGUUUCCCAAAAGGUCAAAUAACAUUAAUAUUGCCAAAUGUUUUUUGUAAACUGAGCCUUUAAUACAUUCAAAAUUCUUUGAACAAUUAUUGUGAGGGGAAACAUACGACCUUAUGAAAAGUAUUCCACCAUUUAGCAGCACAUAGGGAUGCCCUGCGUUUGCAACAAGUCGAAUAAUUAAAAAAACAAAUCUGCAAUGCUUUUAUUGGUUUAGAAUGACUUUUGGUCUACGUUGUUUAUACACGAAACCGCCAAACUACCCACGCAAUCCCAUAGUUCGGCACAAUAAACCAAAAUUGGAGUAAAUCGAUUAAACUCACGCUAGGUUAAUUGCCUUUACCUCCAGCAAAAAAAUAUCCUCAAGAGUAGGCAAUUUCAAUCCAAGACCCACAUCGUUCAACGUAAAUUUGACUAAAUAGUUGAUAGAAUUUCGAGCAAAUCUUGGAUGAGAAAAAAAAUAUUUACAGUUCGGUUUGUCUGGCAGUUAGCAGAUGUAUUCAUUCACGCAUAAAAAUCAUUUUAAAACUUAAAAAAAAAUCCUGUAUAAAAAUAACAAAAACAACAUUAUCUGCCAUUAUCUGUUACUAGCGAUUUCUCAUUCUUCGUUGUUUUUUUUUAUGUUUUUGGGUUCUGUAGGUGUUUCGGAAUCUCCGCCCGUAAAUUAGUCAAAAUCCAAAAUUUCAUAAUUCUUUGUAGCCGGAAAGUAUUACCCGUUGCAAGAAAAUAGAGAGCGAAAAUGGUGCUAAAUCGCUAAUAGACCUCCGCUCGUACGUUUAAUCGUUCUGGUGUCUUUUACAAUAAGUGCGCGAAUGGGCCAAAGAAUACUGCGCCGACAACACCAACAUGAUUUACCGUACUGGCGGAGGUAUACGAGCACUUGCGCUAAAAAAUUUUCGCGCAACGCAUAAUAUAUUUAAAAUGCAUUUAAAGUUUUUUAUGGUUUUUUUUUUUGUUCGGGGCAAACUGUCAUUCUAUCCAUAAAAUUUAGAACUGUUUUGUUUAUUUAACCAUCAAAACAAAGGUAUUGAAACGCAAUAAAAUCACGUUAUACUCAGAAAAAUUUGCUCUUUCGAUUAAGCUAUAGAAAAUAACAAUAUUUUAUUCACUAAACGCCAAAUCUACUUUUUCACCCCAUGAGCUUCUAAUAGGAUACUGCAAGAUGACGUCACGAAGCCAUGCACUGACAGUUCAGCGAGCUUAGUCUCUGGCUGAGAUCCGACAAAACUGUUUUUCGAUACAAAUUUAGUAAAAGGGUGGUUAGACUAUUGGUCUAGUGUAAAACCAAUAUACAGUCCGGAUUCGCUGGUUGGGUCACGACUGCGCCCCGAUUAGCGAAUCGUAUUCGUUCGUUGGGGCAACUGACAACUUUCCCAAAUGCUCUAGAUACAGGCAGGAGAUGAGAAAUACGUCACGAUACACUCGCAUACUUACACAGACGUGUUGUAUAUAGGAGCUACACGGAACCGCCAAACUACCCAAAAUUCAGUUCUUUUGACGCAAUUCCAUAGUUCGGCCCAAUAAGCCAAAAUUUGAGUAAAUCAAUUAAACACUCGCUAGGUAGAUUGCUUUUACCCCCGCUGAAAAAUUUACUCAAGAGUAGGUAAAUUCAACCUAAAACCCCCCUCAUUCAACUCAAUUUUGAGUAAACCGACAUUUACCCAAAAUUGGCUUAUUGGCUUAUUGUUUGUUUUUGACAACAUCGGUGAGCCAGAGAGGGAAAACAACCUAAUUUUGGGUAGCGAGUUUAUUAGAUAUACUCAAUUUUGAGUAAAAUCGACCCAAAUAUUAGGUAGUUUGGAUUUUCCGUGUACGAUGCGAUGGGGGUCAGAUGACAAACUCGAUUUGACAUCGAUUUUGACAUUGACAGUGCUUGUUCGUGCAGUUGAAAAUCGGAAUUUUUGACAGGCGAAAAUCAAUUUUUCUCCUAAACCGUGUGUCGAACGUACGUCGGGCACAGUGCACUGGAUAGAAGGCCAGGUCCGCUGUCCAGCGCACUACGUCCGACGUUAGGUUUCACGUAUGGAUUUUGAGAAAAUUCGAUUGUCGGGUGUGACGACAAUGUUUCCGCUACGUUUAAUUCAUUAACCUUCCAGGACGCGCGCCAUCAAGCAACCGAAACUGCACCGCGCUCACACUGCAUACGAAGGGCGAGGUUAUUUGGUAGUGUUGUACUUUUUACAACAGCGCGCGCGCUGAAGGGUUAAAUAAAUCCAGGGGAAAAUUUUGACACCACAGCGAGUUCAGAUUAUAGGCACUAUAGAUUCCACAGUGUCUUGGAAUCUAUAGUUUCUAUCUUGAUGCAUGGGAAAUUUCUUGCCUGAAUCACCCAAGAAAUUCGAUUGCUUUGAUCGCCGUACGCGGUAGCGAAGAAAUGACAAUUCAAAUGCCAGUCACUGUAGGAAAUUCCUGCCAGGAACCGGUCAAGACAUUUCUUGAGCGAUUCCUAUGAAACACGAAACAGGGCUAAAGUAAAGAAAAAAACGACUGAUCGAUUAUGAAAAGAAUAAUGACCACCCCUAAUAAUGUUGUUCAAACGAGCUGUCAAAAAUACCUUUAUGCAGUGCGCGGACAAACUAGCAUUACAUAUCACAAGAUCUUAUGCGCAUACAUGUGAUUAUUUUAGCUUGCAUUCUGUUCGCUUAUCCGUUUCAAGGUGAUGUACUCACAAUAUCAAUAAUAAUCUCUAAAAUAAAUAAAACAAAACAGUUUAAAUCAGCAUUUAUUUAGGCCGAUCAAUUAUUAUCAAUCAAUUAUAUCGAUUGUUAGUAUCGAUUGGUGAUAAUAGGCUCUUGUGAUUUGUUAUGCUUCAAUCUGGAAAUUGUGUGAACAAAAAAAAAAGAUUUUUCUGCUGAAUGUUACGUUUUUUGUGGUAAAUAGUUAUGGAUACGAAACGAAAUAAAAGACACUACUAUAUUGCGGAGGAAUUCUUUCUCACCAAAUAUGUACACAAGGUAAGUUGGUUUUUUACAUAGUGAGUGAUGAAUUCAAUUAAAUACUAUUUGAAUUUAUACAGAAACGAAGACAGACCGCAGGGAACAUAUCACAGCGAGAUGAUGGAACCCACGAAAACAACGUUCACAUCCAAUCAAUGCCACCGAUUGAUAUGACACCAGAUCCAGGAUGUGCGUCGACCAACAAUGCUACAGAUCCAAGCGAACCAUUCACAUUACGCCACCAUACAAGGCCGACAUAUACCGAGGCCCAAGAGGAAAUAAUCAGCACGGUUCGUUCUGACGAGAGAUUAGAAUCGUCCGUUGAUGAUUUGAAUUCAGAAGUGGAAACAGACUGUCAGUCAGAAGAAGAUCAAAGUUGCUGGUUUGAGUUUGACAAAACGGAAUCGUUUGGCACCAGUGAGAAAAUCAAGUUUGAUUCUGAUGUGACCCGCAGGGAGGCUCAUCUGAUGAUCCUCAAUUAUUAUGUAAGGCAUCAUCUUACCCAAGGGGCAUUGGUUGAUUUACUUCGAAUGCUGAAUGUAAUGGCUGGAUAUAAAUUUUUCCCCGAAAGUUUCGAGACAUUCGCAGCUAACUUUCCUGAUCGAUACGAAAGUGCUCGAGUAUAUUAUUGCGUAGAAUGCCAGUCCGGUGUAGGAGAUUCUGCGCCCAAUGAAAAUUUUAUCUGCAGUAUACCGAAUUGUGGCAGCAAAAAAAUUGACUUCUUCAUGACUAUUCCUAUCGAGCAACAAUUAAGAGAAACGAUUCUCAAAUAUGAGAAAGAAAUUUGUGACUACGAAGAAACAGUAAAAGUCGAAGCGGUUAGUGAUAUAAGUCAAGGAAAAAUCGUCAAGGAAAUAUCUUCUACAAUUCCCGAAAAGUUGAUAACAUUGUCGGUUAAUACGGACGGAGCCGCAGCGUAUCGAUGGAGCAUAAACAAACCUUGCUACCCUAUAUUCCUCACGAUUAAUAAUCUGCCUCCCCGGAUACGCUUCGAUAAAAACAAUCUUUUACUAGCUGCAGUAUGGCUGAGUAAAGGCGAACCCAGCAUACCUUUAUUCUUCAAAAAUUUUUGUGAAGAAAUCAAUCAACUUGGUGAAGGAAUCGCUAUUGGCACCGAUAAGUAUAAGGUCGUCGUCGUUCAAAACUGCUUGGAUUCUGUGGCCAGGCCCAAAUUGCAAAAUUCAACUCAGUUCAAUGGCAAGUUUGGAUGCUCUUUAUGUUUACAUGAAGGGAAAGUUGUGCUUGGUAAUCAGGUGCGUUAUCCUUUCCGAAAAGCUCCAAGCAGAAAUCACACUGAAACAAGGCGUCACAUGAUAGAAGCUCAUACUACGGGAAAUCCUAUAAACGGAAUCAAAGGUCUUUCGGUGUUUUUAUCAGUUCCACAUUUUGACAUAGUUAAAGGUAAUAUUUAAUGCUCCAAAUUUUAUGAAAAGUGACUCAUUAUGUAUUUUUUGAACAGGUUUCCCACCCGACUAUAUGCAUGCAGUGCUUCUCGGUGUUGUACGACAAAUGUGGGAAUUGUAUACUUCGUCCACGAAUCAUUCUAAGCCAUAUUACAUAGGCCAAAAGCUUAAAGAUGUUGAACAACGCAUGUUGCACAUUCGAGUGCCUAGUUCUUUUUCACGAUACCCAGGUAAAUUGGAAGAUAUGAAGAAAAACAAGGCGAGCGAUUGGGAGAACAUGUUGUUCCAUUAUUUUUAUCCAUGCGUAAUUGGCAUACUUCCGCAUAAAUAUUUGGCACACUUCAUGGUACUUUCUGAUUGCAUUUUUCAAUUACUGGACGUCCAUCUGACACAGAACACCAUUGAUAAAAUUGAAAAGCAACUAAACCGAUUUGUACGUGAUUUUGGAAAAUUGUAUGGAGAUGAAAACAUGUUAUUCAAUGUACACGUAAUUACUCAUUUAUCUGAUUGCGCCAGAAAUUUUGGUGCGCUGUGGAACUCUUCGCUUUAUCCGUAUGAAAACGGAAACGGAUUGAUCCUAGGGUAUAGAACAGGUAACAAUCACCCAGUUAUACAAAUAACAAACAAAUAUAUUUUUAACAGAAUUUGUCAUGAUAAGUCGUUGUUUGUGAAUACUAAGAUCAAAGCGUGGCACGAUUCUCUUUGGCAUGUAAAGUCAAAUUCCCAAGCUAAGUUUAAUGAUAGCUUGCGCGUCGAGUUACAAGAUGAUCUGAUCGUUGACGAGGGUAUACAUGAGAGAGAGUUUAGUUAUCAAGCCAAAUUUGUUUUGGAUAAUGUUCAAUAUUGUACCAGGAAAGCAUGUGAGAAAUUAAGUUACGAUGAUUCUUUCGUCAGGAUAGAUGGGCUAUUUUUCCGUAUUGAAAAUAUCUUGAUUGAUAGAAACGACAACAUUUAUAUAGUAGGGCUGCAACUAUUAACUUCUUUCAUCAAUGUUAACACAUAUUCCUACAUUGAAAGUAGUCAAAUGUACCUCAAAAAAGUUACAAAAGGUAUUCGAAUCUGCGUAGCCACUGCAAUUAAGAGUUGUGAUAACAAUACGAAUUAUAUUUCAUUAUGUAAACCGAACACGCAAGUUGACUAGAAUAGGAUCUAAGAUAAAUUGUAAGGUUUAUUGCUCAUAAAUACACAAUAUUUAUUCAUUUGCA
Messenger RNA from Aedes albopictus (Asian tiger mosquito), 6309 nucleotides. RefSeq lists its product as uncharacterized. NCBI's taxonomy places the organism in Eukaryota, Metazoa, Arthropoda, Insecta, Diptera, Culicidae. The record is from RefSeq and is a predicted model, not a curated record. Bases 3857 to 5113 code for a protein of 418 amino acids. The transcript has 2 exons.